Molecule: messenger RNA, 1934 nt
Organism: Salvelinus fontinalis (brook trout)
Lineage: Eukaryota; Metazoa; Chordata; Actinopteri; Salmoniformes; Salmonidae
Gene: naf1
Product: nuclear assembly factor 1 homolog (S. cerevisiae)
Exons: 8
Coding region: 145-1503 (452 amino acids)
Biological process (GO): pseudouridine synthesis; ribosome biogenesis; box H/ACA snoRNP assembly
Cellular component (GO): sno(s)RNA-containing ribonucleoprotein complex
Molecular function (GO): RNA binding
Source: RefSeq, a predicted model, not a curated record
GUUUCCGAAUCAAAACGUGUUGCGAACAGCUCAGCGGUUGCAGACAGCAGAGUAACGUUACUGAGAGUAGCAGAGAGCAGACUGCUGAGACAACUUUGUAGCCUUAACUACUUUAACGUGUCAUAGUCUCUACCCAGUAACGGGAUGGAGGCCCAACCAGAGGAGACGGCUGUGGUACCGGAGGUUCUGCAGAGCUCAGCGGAGACACACGGAGAGGAACUGGAACCUAACGACGGUACCGGCACCGAGCACCUGGAGGACGGAUGCACAGCUGAGACAGAACCUCAGGGACUGACCUCCGUGACCUCAGACAGCCGUUUACCGGGAGAGUUAACGGGAGGAGGAGCAGAGGAGAUGGAGGUUACAGAGAAUCUGAACUCUGUCUCGAGCUCCGAGCUGGGAGACGGAACCACACACACACAUCUCCCCCAGGACCUCCCCCAUGAUCUCUCUCAGGACCUUCCCCAUGAUCUCUCUCAGGACCUCCCCCAGGACCCUCCCCAGGUACUGCUGACGUUACAGGACGGUGUGUGUGUCAGGGACCAGCGGGACGGCAGCAGCUCCUCCUCAGACAGUGAUUCGGACUCCUCUUCUUCCGGUGUGACGCUGGCUGUUGUGUUAGGUCAGGCAGAUGAAGAAGAUGAUGAUGAUGAAGGCUUCAGUCGGGCAAGGAAACCCUGUGCCAUCAAAACCCUGGACGAGACCCUGCCUGAGGAGUUGCCUGCUGUCGAGGAGUUGACGGUUGUUCUACCAGAGGAGGCGGAGAUACUGCCCCUAGGAUCAGUCAGCAGUAUCAUCCAACAGCUGGUGAUCAUACAAUCAUUGAAGGACACGCCCCCUCUGAAGGACGACAGCGUCAUCUUCAACUCUGAUAGGCUGGCCGUGGGCAAGGUAUUUGAGGUGUUUGGGCCGGUCUCCAGUCCCUUCUAUGUGUUGAGGUUUAACACAGAGAGCGACAUCACGGAGAGAGGAGUGAAGCUGAAUGACUCUAUGUUCUACGCGCCGUCUCUCACCGACUACACCCUCUAUAUCCUCACUGAGCAGCUACGACGGUUGAAAGGGUCCGACGCAUCCUGGAAGAAUGACCAGGAACCUCCACCAGAGGCGUUGGACUUCAGUGAUGAUGAGGCAGAACAUAAGAUGAAGAAGAAGAAGAAGAAGGGGAAUGUCCAAAAGAACCAGAGAGCUGACCACCAACCAGACAGAGAUUCCGUCACCAGACCACAGAUGUCCCAGAGGCCUUUGCAACAGAGUCGUCCACCUCGCCGUGACAACUGGGGUCCCCCACCCCGAUACGAAGGGUCUCCAUACUACACACACCAGCCCCACUACCCCUACCCUCCCCCCUACCAGCCUCAGUCCUUCCCCCUCUACCCUCCCCCUCCUCCCCCCCACAUGUCCUUCCCCUGGUCCCCUCCCCCCUCUCACCCCUACCACAACCUCCCCUUCUCUCACCUCCCCCCUCCUCCCCCACCGCCCACUGGCCCCUAUCCUCCUCAGUGAGGACACACACACCUAGUGACUGUACACCUCUCCUCCCCCACCGCCCACUGGCCCCUAUCCUCCUCAGUGAGGACACACACACCUAGUGACUGUACACCUCUCCUCCUAGACACUCAUCAGUGUUGUUUGACCAAAUCAACACAUUAAAGUGUAUUUUUACUGUCUGCAUUUCAUAUCUGUUUUAAUGGUGUCUGUCCUUAAAUCCCCGGUAGUGGGGACUAUUGUAGUGAUGAUGAUAACAGCAGUUUAAUUAACAAAUAUGACCCUGUUUUGGACCAUUCCCUCAUCAUGUACUCUCCUCUGCGGGCUAUAUUUGUGUGUAUUAUGGAUCCCCAUUUAGUACCUGGUUAAAUAAAAAAACGAACUGGUGCAAAACCUUAUGAAACUUGUAAACAGCUGGACUCUGGUGACAAAUAAACUAUUCAAUUCUC